Molecule: messenger RNA, 1473 nt
Organism: Eruca vesicaria subsp. sativa (arugula)
Lineage: Eukaryota; Viridiplantae; Streptophyta; Magnoliopsida; Brassicales; Brassicaceae
Source: the annotation of a GenBank genome assembly
AUGUUUUUUCCUACAAUCCGAGAAGAGAUUACAAAGGAGAAGAUGAGUUACGAAGCUAACGGAGAUAGCGUCGCUGAUGAAAAUAAGGAGAAACUCAUAUCUGUGGAGAGCUCUCCUUUCCAGUCUCUUGGUGAUGAAGACUCCAAGUCUCGAGAAUCUCAUGAUCUUGAAAGGGAAAAGAGCAGGGACAGAGACAUGAAUAGGGAGCGAGACCGCCAUCGUAGGGAUCGUCAUAGGGAUGACCGUAGCAGAGAACGUAGUGAGAAAAGGGAACGUGAGAGAGAUGAUGAUCAUCAUCAUCGUAGAAGUCGAAGGAGGAGUUCUCGUGAUCGUGAGAGAGUGGAGAGAUACAUGCCACGCUCUCGCUCGAGGAGCCGUUCUGAACGUAGGUCAAGGUCAGAGCAUAGGCACAACAAGAGGGUAAGUGGAUUCGAUAUCCCGCCCCCUUCUUCUGCACUCUUAGCUGCUACGGACGUUGCUGCAACAGGCCAGCUUCCUAGUGUGCCAGCUAUCCCUAAUAUUCCAGGGAUGUUCGCAAUGGUCCCUAAUCAGCAACUGGGAGCGCUUCCUUUAUUGCCCGUUCAGGCAAUGACUCAGCAAGCAACUAGGCAUGCCAGACGUGUCUAUGUUGGUGGCCUUCCACCCACUGCAAAUGAGCAGUCGGUGGCAACUUUCUUUAGCCAAGUGAUGUCAGCGGUUGGGGGAGACUUGCUGCACCAACUUGCUGCACCUCUUGGUCCGAGCCAGCCUAAUCCCAAUCUCAACUUGGCGGCUGUUGGAUUUUCUUCAGUCUCUACUGGUGGGCUUGAGGGUCCGGACCGCAUUUUUGUGGGUGGGCUUCCGUAUUACUUAACAGAGGAUCAGAUCAAGGAGCUCUUAGAGUCCUUUGGGCCGCUAAGAGGUUUCAACUUGGUUAAAGACAGGGAGACUGGAAACUCGAUGGGGUAUGCAUUCUGUGUAUUCCAGGAUCCCUUAGUCACGGAUAUGGCAUGCGUUGCUCUAAACGGGAUUCAGAUGGGCAAUAGGACACUUACAGUGAGACGUGCAGUCCAAGGUUCGAUUCAACCUAAGCCUGAGCAAGAAGAUAUAUUACUUCAUGCUCAACAGCAGAUUGCUUUGCAGAGGCUUAUGCUACAACCAGGAGGCACGCCUACGAAGAUUGUCUGUUUGACUCAAGUAGUUUCGGCUGAUGAUCUUGGCGACGAUGAAGAAUAUAAAGAAAUAAUGGAGGACAUGAGAGAGGAAGGUGGAAACUUCGGUAACUUGGUGAAGGUUGUGAUUCCGAGACCCAGUCCGGAUCCUGAUCAUAAUCCAACACCAGGAGUUGGGAAGGUUUUCUUAGAGUAUGCUGAUGUGGAUGGUGCAGCAAAGGCAAGAUUGGGGAUGAAUGGAAGAAAGUUUGGAGGAAACCAAGUGGUGGCUGUGUAUUACCCUGAAAACAAGUAUGCGCAAGGCGACUAUGAAGGCUGCUGA